Molecule: messenger RNA, 3882 nt
Organism: Aphis gossypii (cotton aphid)
Lineage: Eukaryota; Metazoa; Arthropoda; Insecta; Hemiptera; Aphididae
Product: beta-galactosidase-1-like protein
Exons: 17
Coding region: 1488-3515 (675 amino acids)
Biological process (GO): carbohydrate metabolic process
Cellular component (GO): vacuole
Molecular function (GO): beta-galactosidase activity
Source: RefSeq, a predicted model, not a curated record
CAACACAACGCAAGGAUAAAAUAUAUUAAACUAUGUUUAACGAACAUUAUUUUGUUCAAUGACUUUUAUGAAUAAAAAAAAAAACCACCGAAUAAAAAUUAAUGAAAUAAAAUUCCAUUUUAUACAAACAAAAUGCAAAACGGAAUUAUAGCUGUUAUAAUUUCGAAUAUUUACCAUAAUUCAAAAUGGACAGAUCUAUGCAUGUUUUAAACACGGCUGUCAGUCUUAUCUAAACCAUAUUCGACUAUAGACGUUGAACGUUCUCAACAAAUCAACUUAUACGAAUGACAGACAAUAUUCAUCCGAAUAAGAAAGUUUACCAUAAUUUUGAUGCAUAAAUUGAUAAUCCAACAGCAAAUACCUUCAGUUUUAAUACAAUAUGUCUUUAUCCUCUCAAAACGAUGAAACAGAAUAUUUGAUAAAAAAACGAAAACCAAGGUGUAACCCAAAACUAUUGAAGUGUAUUUUCAUUGCAUUAAUAUUCUGUAAAUUGUCACUGGUUUUUAUUUUAAUUCUAUACAUUUUAAUUAAAAAUGGAAUUCAAUCAGAAUCUAAAGAAGCAUUAAAGUCUAACCUAACAGUGAUUCUUAACCAAAGUAUCACUACACCUUAGUGUAUCGUGAAUUUGGAUUAGAGGCUACGUAGAAUUAAGAAUAUAUAAAGCAUUCAUAUAUAUUAUUAAAGUGUGUACCUAGAGGAUGGCCCGGGAUUAUUGUGAAACAACUAAAGGUGCCACAAACAAUAAAUGCUGAGAAUCAUUGCAGUGAUAAAUUAACAAUAGAGCAACAUAGACUCAACAUGUAGAUAGCUGAGAGCACUUUUAUUAUCGACUAUGAACGCAAUGAGUUUUUAAAAGAUGGUCAAGUAUUUCGAUAUAUCUCCUGUUCGUUACAUUAUUUUAGAACUCCUAAACCUUAUUGGAAGGACAAAAUUCAGAAAAUGAAAGCAGCUGGUUUAAAUGCUAUAUUAACUGGUCCCGGUGCAAAUAUUAUACCUAUUUACCUAUUCGUCAAAAAGACUCAAGGACAAAUACGAUUGUAUCGUUUAAUACACAUCAUAUGAUAUUACAAGAUAUAAAUAAUAACUUAUAAAAGAAACUUAUAAUUUAUUAUUCUUAGCUAUUUACAAAUUCAACUAUUUUAAGCGGGAAUCAAAAAAAAAAACUGGAAUUAAAAUGAACAAUAUUUAUUCUAUUUGAUAGCGUAUAACACGUUAUACGUUUAUUGCAAUAGAUGAAUGCAUAAUUUACAUAUUCUUAUGGCAUUCACAUCUUAACAGCACUCCACUAUACACGUUAAUAGUUCUUCUUAGGAAAAAAUCUUACAACAAAAAGUAUACUUAAAAGAAUAUUUAAUAUUAAAAUUUUACUUUUUAUAAUUUGUACUUAUUUUUUCUUUUAUAAUAUUAAAAUAUCUGCUAUUUUGUUUAAUUAAUUACUCAUCAAUAAUUUUGCUGGAUAAAUUGUUAUUUCAACUAUAAAAUAUAAUAUGGAUUUAUUGUUUCAAAACAACGAAACACAACCGUUGAUAAAAAAACAAAAACAAAAUUGGAAACAAAAACUUUUGAAUCGUCCAUAUAUUGCAAUAUUAUUUGGUUUAUUGUUACUGGUUUUUAUUUUUCUUCUAUACAUUUUGAUAAGAAAUGAAAUUCAACCAGAAUCCAAACAAACACCAAAGACAGCUGAGAGAACUUUUAUCGUUGAUUACGAACGAAAAGAGUUCCUAAAAGACGGUCAAGUAUUUCGAUAUUUAUCAGGAUCGUUACACUAUUUUAGAGUUCCAAAACUUUAUUGGAAGGAUAGAAUUCAAAAAAUGAAAGCAGCUGGUUUAAAUGCUAUAUCGUCUUAUGUAGAAUGGAGUUUACACGAGCCUUAUCCAGGAGUAUACAACUUUGAGGGCAUCGCAGAUUUAGAGUAUUUCCUGAAAUUAGUUCAAGAUGAAGGGAUGUAUUUGUUGCUCAGAACCGGGCCAUUUAUAAGCGCUGAAAGAGAUUUUGGAGGAUUUCCAUUUUGGUUAAUAAAUGUUGUGCCCCAAAAUUGUCUGAGAACGAACGAUCCAAGUUAUAAAUAUUACAUUGCUAAAUGGUUUGAUGUACUUAUGCCUAAGAUUGUUCCUUUUUUAUACGGAAAUGGUGGAAAUAUCAUUAUGGUCCAGGUAGAAAAUGAAUAUAGAGUUACCUAUGCAUGUGACCACCAGUAUAUGAUAUGGUUAAGAGAUUUGUAUCAAAGUUAUAUUAAAUCUAAAGCUGUCCUUUAUACAACCGAUAGCUGUGAAGUGGAUACAACCAACCCCUUGAGUUGUGGUUCUGUAGCUGGUGUUUUUGAAACAGUAGAUGUGCAUGGUUGGACUACAAAUAUUUCUCAAUGUUUUAAACUGCAAGGACCACCAGCAGUAACCGAGUAUCAUACAGGUUUGCCGGGACAUUGGGGUGAACUACCAAAAUCUAACAACAUUACUCAUAUAUUUAUCAAAAACAUGAAAUAUAUGCUGGCUUUGAAUGCAUCGGUUAAUAUUUAUAUGUUUCAUGGGGGUACAAAUUUCGGGUUUACAUCUGGCUCCUACUCAUACAAGAUAGGUGGUUUUUACCCUGUAGAAACCACAUAUGAUUUUAAUUCUCCAUUGAACGAAUCAGGAGAUCCAACUGAAUUGUACUUUGAAAUAAAAAAAUUACUCAAAGAAACUAAUUUUGUAGUAUCAAAUGAUAUAUCACCUAUACCAGCAUCUAAAGGUGAUUAUGGAACACUCACAAUGCAGCCGUUGGUUAGUCUUUUUGAAAAGGUCACUCAACGAAUUAAACCGAUUGAAAGCGAUGUUCCACUAGGAUUCGAAACCAUGGGUAUAAACUCAGGUUUUGUGAUGUACGAGACUAUUUUAACAAACGAUCAAAAAGAAGUCACAACUCCUGUAAACCUUACAAUUAGCACAGUUAGAGAUCGAGCAACUGUCUUCUUAGACCAGGUCAUAGUGAGUAUAAUAUCUCGCAACUAUGAAAAUAAACCAGUGAGCUUGAAUAUAAACAGUAAAGUUCAAAAGCUAAGCAUUCUAAUAGAAAAUCAGGGAAGGUUAAUUAAUUACAGAAAUUCUUUAGUAGACAAAAAGGGUAUUUUGGAACCCGUAAAAUUGGGUAACCAUGUACUGGGUCCGUGGAAGAUGAUAGCUUACCCUCUGAAUGAAACGUCAUGGUUUUCGACCAUAGAACCACGCAAAUCCGUCGUUUUACCGGCAUUUUAUAAGACAACAUUUACGUUACCAGAAAACUUAACAAAACCUUUAGAUACGUUUUUGGACCCUACUGGUUGGAAAAAGGGCGUCGCUUUUGUAAACGGGAUGAAUAUUGGUCGAUAUUGGCCUUCGUGUGGUCCACAAAUUACUCUAUACAUUCCCGGUUUAUUUUUAAUUCCUUAUCCUGGACUAAACAACAUCAUAAUGUUAGAAUUGGAAGGUGUUCCUGAGAACUUGUCAAUAUCGUUAGUUGACAAACCUAAUCUAAAUGGUACUGUACACAAAGAAUUUUGAAUAUAAGUUGAUAUAUCGUUUAUUUUGUUAUUAAAUUAAUAAUGGUUUGAUCAAUAUAGAAUAUUUAUUGUAUGAGUUUAUGUUUAAUUAUUACUAAAUUUUUUUUUAAUAGAUAAUAAUUAUCAAAAUUAUGUUUGUAAUUAGUAAUAGUUGUAUAAUAUUACUACAAUUUUAUUUAACAUUAUUUGUAUGAUAUAUGGGUAUUUAAAUAUUUAAAAAAUAUGUUUAUUCAAAUCAUUUUUAAGACCAAAUGAAUUAAUUUUUCGUACUAGCUACAAAUCGUUUGUUUCAUGUUCAACAAAUUGAAGUUAGUACAUGUGCACUUAAGAUUUAGAAAUAUAUAGCCAAUGGCAAUUUAUUUUUGUUA